AGAAGCUGGAUUUCUCUCCACUUAAUCGGUGGCUGCUGAAUGUGUGAAUGGGCUCCACAGAAAAGCAUUGGGUUUGUACAGAUUCAGAAAUCAGUGUGCGAGUUACCACCAUGGAUGCUGAGCUGGAGUUUGCCAUUCAGCCCAAUACAACAGGGAAGCAACUCUUUGACCAGGUUGUGAAGACCAUUGGCCUGCGAGAAGUUUGGUUCUUUGGACUUCAGUACCAGGACACAAAGGGCUUCUCAACAUGGCUUAAACUGAACAAAAAGGUGACGGCACAGGAUGUCCGGAAGGAGAGUCCCCUGCUCUUCAAAUUCCGGGCCAAGUUCUACCCGGAGGACGUGGCAGAGGAGCUGAUUCAAGACAUCACGCAGCGCCUCUUCUUCCUCCAAGUGAAGGAGGCCAUCCUGAAUGACGACAUCUACUGCCCCCCCGAGACCGCCGUCCUCCUGGCCUCCUAUGCCGUCCAGUCCAAAUACGGGGACUUCAAUAAAGACGCGCAUAACCCCGGCUACCUGAGUGGUGACAAACUGUUGCCCCAGAGAGUUUUGGAACAACACAAACUCAGUAAAGAUCAGUGGGAAGAGAGGAUCCAGGUGUGGCAUGAAGAACAUCGGGGAAUGCUCAGGGAAGAUGCUAUCUUGGAAUAUCUGAAAAUUGCACAAGAUCUGGAAAUGUAUGGUGUGAAUUACUUCAGUAUUAAGAACAAGAAGGGCUCUGAACUUUGGCUGGGAGUAGAUGCCCUCGGACUCAACAUUUACGAGCAGAAUGACAGGUUAACUCCCAAAAUUGGAUUCCCUUGGAGUGAGAUCAGAAAUAUUUCAUUCAAUGAUAAGAAGUUUGUUAUCAAGCCAAUUGACAAGAAAGCACCAGACUUUGUCUUCUAUGCCCCACGGCUAAGGAUUAACAAGCGUGUCCUGGCUCUGUGCAUGGGGAACCAUGAGCUCUACAUGCGCAGACGCAAGCCAGAUACCAUCGAAGUGCAGCAGAUGAAGGCCCAAGCCCGGGAGGAGAAGCAUCAAAAGCAGAUGGAGAGAGCCUUGCUGGAGAAUGAGAAGAAAAAGAGGGAACUGGCGGAGAAGGAGAAGGAGAAGAUUGAGCGUGAGAAGGAAGAGCUGAUGGAGCGGCUGCGGCAGAUCGAGGAGCAAACCAAGAGAGCUCAGCUAGAACUGGAGGAGCAGACCCGCAGAGCGCUUGAGCUGGAGCAGGAAAGGAAACGAGCUCAGGAGGAAGCAGAGAAGCUAGCAAAAGAGCGGCAGGACGCCGAGGAGGCCAAGGAGGCCUUGCUGAAGGCGUCACAUGAUCAGAAGAAGACCCAGGAACAGCUGGCUGCUGAGAUGGCAGAGCUCACUGGCCGGAUCUCGCAGCUGGAAGUGGCCCGGCAGAAGAAAGAGAGCGAGGCGAUGGAGUGGCAGCAGAAAGCUCAAAUGGUUCAGGAAGACCUGGAGAAGACCAAAGAGGAGCUGAAGACGGCCACGAGCACCCCUCACGUCCCAGAGCCCAUGCAGUCCGAGAACGAGCACGAUGACGAGCAGGACGAGAACACCGCCGAGGCCAGUGCAGAGCUGAAGGCUCACGCCUCCACCAAGGACCGCAGCGAGGAGCAACGGACUACGGAGGCAGAGAAGAAUGAACGGGUGCAGAAGCAUUUGAAGGCUCUGACAUCUGAACUGGCCAACGCCCGGGACGAAACGAAGAAGACGGUCAACGACAUGCUCCAUGCGGAGAACAUGAGGCAGGGCCGCGACAAGUACAAGACGCUGCGCCAGAUCCGGCAGGGCAACACCAAGCAGCGUAUCGACGAAUUCGAGUCCAUGUAACCACUCCUGCCCCCACGGCCCCCGUCCCCAGCCCCCCUCCAUUUCCUUUCCCUCGCUACUCAUGUGUAACUCUUGUCCUGGAGCCAUUACAGGGGAACGGUCCCAGUCAGUCAGAGGGUUCUGUGCAGGGGGCGCCAGCCAGCAUAGGACCAAACAGUCCCUCGUGCCUUCUUUUGACUUUCUGACAGUAGUAAGGUCCUUCACUUACUGUGAGCGAAGCAAACAAACCCCCCAUUCUGCGUGGCUUUCUGAUGCCUCGUAUCAGCCCCGUGCUGCAGGUACGGGUCUCAUUUCAAACCCCUCCACACAGCCCAGUCUCACUCUGGUUGCUGCAGUACUGUUGGCCUGGUACAGGUUCUCUGCUUUUCAAACAGAGAUCACUUUGACAUUAAACGGCAGUAGAAUUUAACAGAAACUGGGUUAAAUGCAGAGUGCAGCAUCUGUGCCUUUUUCCUAAAGACCAAAGUUGUUUGUGGCUUCCCAGGGUCCAGCAGGCCCAGCCUGAUGCUCCUUAUCUCCUUGGUGCCUUGUCUGUCCCACUAGCUAAGAGGCUGGGUUCCUUUAGCCACCUAUUCUGGGUUGGUCUAGUUUGGGAACAUCUUGCCGCAAAAUACAUUUUUUGUGUGUCCAUGAGCAGGGAAGUUUUGUACAGCCGCAGAGAUUUGUGGUCAUUCAUAUCGCCAACAUAAGUCCGGCGGAUUAUUUUUCCUAGGGGGUGCAGAAGCAAAAUGCCGCAAGUGGACUUUCGGCCGAGGGAUUCCGGAACACCCCAGACAUGCUUAAGGUGCCUUACAGAGGAUUCCUUCCCUCUUCCGAAAG
Gekko japonicus is the source of this 2639-nucleotide messenger RNA. RefSeq names its product moesin (gene MSN). Gene Ontology annotation, biological process: positive regulation of protein localization to early endosome; regulation of organelle assembly; positive regulation of early endosome to late endosome transport. Gene Ontology annotation, cellular component: plasma membrane; filopodium; adherens junction. Lineage: Eukaryota; Metazoa; Chordata; Lepidosauria; Squamata; Gekkonidae. The coding region runs from base 48 to 1820 and encodes 590 amino acids. Gene Ontology annotation, molecular function: actin binding; cell adhesion molecule binding. The record is from RefSeq and is a predicted model, not a curated record. The transcript has 13 exons.